Cydia strobilella is the source of this 4690-nucleotide messenger RNA. RefSeq names its product E3 ubiquitin-protein ligase MGRN1 (gene Mrgn1). Lineage: Eukaryota; Metazoa; Arthropoda; Insecta; Lepidoptera; Tortricidae. Bases 142 to 2418 code for a protein of 758 amino acids. Gene Ontology annotation, cellular component: cytoplasm. The record is from RefSeq and is a predicted model, not a curated record. The transcript is spliced from 16 exons. Gene Ontology annotation, biological process: protein ubiquitination. Gene Ontology annotation, molecular function: ubiquitin protein ligase activity.
CAACUCAACUCAGCUGUCUGAUCGUGGUCAUUUGCAUUUAUUGAUACGCUGUUUGCCUGCUCUAUGCGAUUAAAAUAAUCAUUACCACGUCCACUGUGUCAACGAAUAGUUGUGAUUACAUUGUCUUAGUGAAUUUCAAUAAUGGGGGUUCUGGCCAGCAGGCAGAACGCUGGUGUUGAGGAGGCCGAUGUCGUGUCGAAUCAUGCAUACAAAUAUCCACCUCGCUCAGGUAACUACUUUGGCAGCCACUUCAUCAUGGGUGGCGAGAGAUUUGACACUCCGCAGCCUGAAGCAUACUUGUUUGGAGAAAAUGCUGACUUGAACUUCCUGGGCAGCCGCCCAACUCCUUUCCCAUACCCACCACCACAAUCAAAUGAACCGACCAAAACUCUCAAAAGCCUUGUAAACAUCCGCAAAGAGUCACUCAGAUUUGUCCGCUGCCCGGAGCCAGUGGGCAAGCUGGUGGAAAACAACAAGAUCGGAGACGGCAUGAUGAAACCCGUGGAGAAUGGGAAGGGGACGUAUUAUAAUAUAGAGUUUACUUUUGACUGUGAUGCCAGGAUUGCCAUCACUAUAUUCUACUUCUGCACCGAGGAAGUUACUCCAACUGGUGUUGUGUACUACCCCCGUGACCCAGCCAUGACCUCCCAAACAUACCACUACAAGAAGGGCGCUAACCAGCAGUUCUGUCAGCUGGCACACGUGUUUGACCCCUCCCGACAUGCUGACGAGGAAUUAAUAUAUAACGCAGACAAUGAGAUCAUCCCCGUCGCUAUAUACUGCGUUGUUGACGAGGGACAAGAGGAAAUCCGCCAAUCGCACACUACGAUAGGAAUAGUGGAGAAACAUUCAGACGGCACUUACGUACUGAAGGCGCUCAAACAGAAGCUGUUUGUGGACGGGCUGUGCUACCUGCUCCAGGAGAUCUACGGCAUCGAGAACAAGAAUCUCGACACUAAGCCAAGCUCCGACGAAGAAACCGAAGAGGGCGGUUCAGAAUGCGUCAUCUGCAUGUGCGACGUCCGCGACACCCUCAUACUGCCCUGCCGCCAUCUCUGUCUGUGCAACUCGUGUGCAGACUCUCUGCGGUACCAGGCGAAUAAUUGCCCGAUCUGUAGAGCGCCGUUCAGGGCGUUACUGCAGAUCAGGGCUUUACAGCGGGCCACCGCGCCCGCGCCUCCCGCGAGCCCACCACUGGUGAGUGAGAGAGACACGCCUUCAUACUGCCCUGCCGCCAUCUCUAUUCUGUGGUACCAGGCGAAUGAUUGCCCGAUCUGUAGAGCGCCGUUCAGGGCGUUACUGCAGGUCAGGGCUUUACAGCGGGCCACCGCGCCCGCGCCCCCCGCGAGCCCCCCACUGGGGAGCAUGGAAAACAUCCCGGCAGGCUACGAGCCCGUGUCCCUCAUAGAGGCGCUGAACGGGCCGCACCCCGCGCGCGCGCCCCCCGCACCCGCGCUCGCCCCCGCCAUCGCCAGCCCCGACACCGACACCGCCUCGCAGGCGGCAGAGAUCCUGAACCGCUGUAACCUCGAACGCAGCUCGUCCACCAGUCUCGGCAGCGCACUCAACAACACACAUGCUCUCACACCAGAGUUCCGCAUGUCGGUGCUGCUAGCGCGCGAGCAGGACGGGAGACGCGAGCGCGCCGCCAGCCCGCUGCUGCGCGAGCCCGCGAGGGUCAGCCCGGAGGCUGUCAAUAAGUCAUCCCUAAGCCUCGAAUACCCCGCGGAAGCGUCCGUCCACGAACCGAGCUCCGAAGACGAGGGCUCCGCCGAACUAGCUCUCGCUGAACCCGAGCCGGCUGAAGAACACGCGCCUGAUAGUGAUGCCGAGCGACUGUCGCCUCUGUUGACACAGCCGCAAGCACCAUUACAGCCUAACGGGGUAAGUGUUGUAAUAUGUUCAGAACUAGCUCUCGCUGAACCCGAGCCGCCUGAAGAACACGCGCCUGAUAGUGAUGCCGAGCGACUGUCGCCUCUGUUGACACAGCCGCAAGCACCAUUACAGCCUAACGGGGUGGGACACCUAGGCGCCCGUUCGCGCACGCGCUCUCCGCUGCCGACGCUCGCGCACAUCGACGACCCCGACCCUGAUGUGCCCGCCUCUCCCCGCGCAUCGAGCUCUGCGGGCUCGGCGGGGUCGCCGCCGGCCGAGGACUCGGACUAUUUCACGCCGGAGGACACCGCCACCACCAUUCUGACCGUGCCCAAGUACAAACACGCUGAGCUGAAGAGCAACGGGCCGGCGGCCGGCGACGGUACUCCGCAGCGCUGGGCGCUGCCGCAUCGCGUCACUUCCUUGCCAGGCACGCCGCUCUCGCAAUCGUCAGUGCGCUCAUCAGGCGACUCUUACAGCUCCACGUCGUCCACUCGCCAGCUGCUCGCGGCCGCGCCGCUGCCCGCCGACACCGCGUGCUAGCGCGAACCAUGUGUUCUAACCGCGCAUGUAGCUAUGCAGCCGGGUAACACCUAACUGGUAUAGUCGUUCGUUUUGUAGCUGGCCCCGAACGGCUAAUCCUUUGUCUAUUGUAAGUAAAAACGCACGUGCUACUUACCUGCAUAAAACAGUUUCGGUCCUGUGGUUCGGUCGCUUUAACCGGUUAUUGAAUUACGACUAUGGUAAUCGGAAUAAGAUUCAAAAUGAACUAAUGGAAAAAUAUUUUGCGUGGCUGUGUGUGGUCCCUCUACGGUUACUGAGUGCCGGCGAGUCGAACGCUACACAACCAGUGUAAAAUGUCAUCGAGAUGCGUAACAAAGGCGCGUUAACGGAGAGCGCACUUACACUGGUUUUUUGAGUUGGAAUAGCCCGCGCUCAGGUGCCAAUUAGGAUACGCCAAAGACCGACCCUUUUUUUUACAGGUAGUAGCUCGUGCGGUUUUUACUUACAAUAGACAAAGAGUUAUCCGUAAAGGGCCAGCUUGAAAGCUAACGACUAUAACUUGAUGCCGUCGGGCAACUCUUGGCAGUUCCACGUCCGACACCGCUUGCUAGCGCCGACCUUGUAUUAAAUACCGCCUGACUAAUAAUCUUUGGGAUAUAGUGCUUCAUUGAUUGGUCUAUAUGCUAAGUCAAAGAUGACGUGACGUUCGCCUGUAAUUUUAAGUUUCAUAGUCCGCGGGAUGUUUAACAGAAAACGAAAUAGAAUUAUUGGUGUGGUUAUGUAUUGAUUAAGCGCUUUCAAAAUUAUCGAUGAUUACAUAUUAGACGCUUUUGGAAAUGUGGAACUUAUACAGUUCAUCAUAAGUACUUUCAAUAUGCUUUGAGUGUAUUUCAUUUAUUGAUUUACAGAUGAUUAAAAUUGUGUACUGUUAUUAACCUUUAACCUACCUGUUAUUUAGCUUUAUUUGUAUGUAAACAUCAAUUACUGAUAUCAAUGAGGGUAUAAUAAGAUAGAGCGGUACUGUCAUAGUAAAUUUUGUAACCCCUGUAAAUUCACUGCCAUCUAUCGACAUACUUUAAAACUAAGAAUGAAGAUUUAUAAAAAUACGUUAAAAUGUAUUUAAAUAUGGAUAAAUAAUUUUUUAUUUGCAUUAAUUAUUUUUAUAUGAUUUUGACCCAUGUUCUUUCACUGGUAUGCGUUAAAAUUAUAAAUAACAAACGAAACAGUCAACGCCCUCUAUACGAGAGUAGGCCAAAACUAGUGGCGCCAUCUGAUCGAGAAUCAAAUUUUCGUGAUUUUCGAGGCACGUUUUUUCCUUAGCCUUAGACUGUAUCCAUCUAUUACGGAGUUAUAUCUAUCUUUGUCGAUAUCGAUCUUCGCUCAAGUUUUUAAAAUCGAUAUGUCUAUCUGAUUACCUAUUUAAGAUUAAUCAAGUUUGGACUUGGAGUAUUAUGUAAUUACUACAGGUCUAGUCACAAGAGCUGGCGCGAGAUUGCUACCAUCGUCGACACUGAGGGUCUACCGCGAAAUUUCGUUAUCUGUCGCUCUAAUAUGCAAGAGUAUAAUAGAGAGGCAGAUAAUGAAAUCUCGAUUUUCGCGGUAGGUCCUCUGUUAACUGACAAUCGACCUUAUUGCUAAGAUAUAAGAUCCAUCCCUGGUCAAGAGUUUUGCUAUUAUGUUAGUGUGUUUUCAUAGGUAUUUGGCGCCAACUUCUAUGAAUUGAUUUGUACAUAAGUAUUAUUAAAGUGUAGGCUAUCAUUUUCAAUAUAUUACAUUAGUUUUAAGUUUAAGGUUUCAGAAUUUUAUAUUAUUCAAUGUAAAAUUAAGAAACAAUAUGUAAAUUUCUUCUUGAUGACACUAAAAAAUGUAGAUAAGUUAACAUAAUCCGUUAAAAUCAAAACACAUGUGUAUUACAAUGGGGUUGGCAACUGUCAAAGGUUUGCAGAGAUGGCGCCAUCAUAGCUUGCCUAGGGCAUCAAGGGCAUUAAAAAAACAAAAAUUUUAAAAUUCUAGGGAUUGACAGGGCAAGCUAUGCUGGCGCCAGUGCCAUCUGCUAAUUAUUUCGACCGGCCAACCCCAUUAUAUAACUGUGUUUGACAAGUCUAUGUAUACAGUAGAUGUUAAAGGUAAACAUAAUAGACUGACAAAAACAUUCCUUGUCUUUAGCACUGAAUCUCAGAAUAGAAUGGUAGCUAACUUUAGCUAAGUAACUUUAUUGUGGUUCCGUAUCUAUAAGUUUACUCAUUUUAUUCUCUUUGAAAUUUAUUGAUGAUUUUACGAAAAUGAUUUUAAUAAACUAUGAGAAUGGUAA